Phaeodactylum tricornutum CCAP 1055/1 is the source of this 798-nucleotide messenger RNA. RefSeq lists its product with no specific name. Lineage: Eukaryota; Bacillariophyta; Bacillariophyceae; Surirellales; Neidiaceae. Gene Ontology annotation, molecular function: iron ion binding; oxidoreductase activity. The record is from RefSeq and is a predicted model, not a curated record. Gene Ontology annotation, biological process: lipid biosynthetic process. The transcript is spliced from 2 exons. Bases 1 to 798 code for a protein of 265 amino acids.
AUGGGAAAUUAUCCGGCUCAGAUUGUAUGGAAGCCUGAUAGAAAUAAGCGUCAUCCCGUUCUCUCCACGUCCGAUCGACAAUACCGAGCGCUACUGCGCGAUUUGUCGACUUCCAACGUGGAGUUAGCGACAAGGGUGGAUGUUGAUACGUCAAAAGGAGAAACAGUCCGAGAAGAAAAGAUACCGAAGACGGUGAAAGACGCUCUACGGGUCUUCUUUUUUGAUGCCCAACACCUAGGCCCCCCGUGUGUUGUGGCAUCGCUUUUCUCAAUAGUAGCCUGGCGCGUCAAUUUGAGCACUCCCAUUGGAAUUUUGGACGGAUUUUGUUUUGUCGCGGCCAUUGUUUUCUGGUGGUUUCAAGAGCAUGUCAUGCACGACAAGUUAUUGCAUUCUAAAAUUGACUGGUACGGAAGAAAAGUACACGAAGCUCAUCACAAGAAGCCUUAUUUCCAUAUCUCCAUUGAUCCUGCCCCGCUGAUACUGGGUUGGUUGUUGUGUGCCCAUUUAACUCUAAGUUUCCUGUUGCCAAAGCCUUUGGCGCUAUCAGCGACUUUGGGCUACGCUGGCGCGGGUCUCUUUUACGAAUGGUCUCAUUUCAUAGUCCACACCAAAGUCCGUUUUCGACCAGGCUUUUGGAAACAUAUGAAGAGCCACCAUAUCCGGCAUCAUUGCAUCGACAGUCGGUACUGGCUGGGUUUCAGCGUCCCGGCGAUCGACGAUCUUUUCGGAACUAAUCCGACGGUCCAGCAAAUUCGGAAACAAACUCUCGAUCAGGAUGGCGAUCAGACUAGACUCUGA